CACUGCCUAGGUUUAGCCCUCUCACGGCCAUUCACCUCGUGUUGAUUCCCAAAAUGGUGAGGAAACUAAAAUUUCACGAGAAGAAGCUCUUGAAAAAAGUAGACUUUAUUUCUUGGAAAAGCGAUAAUAACAUCCGUGAGGUGAAGAUAUUACGAAAAUAUCAUAUCCAGAAGAGGGAGGACUACACUAAAUAUAACAAAGUUUGCGGAAUGGUGAGAUCUCUAGCCAACAAAAUCAAGGGCUUAGAUGCGAAAGAUCCUUUCCGAGCUGAAGCCACGGAGCAGUUAUUGGAGAAACUUUACUCACUUGGGUUGAUCACGGCGAAAAAGAACUUAUCUCUGUGUGAAAAGCUGAGUUCAUCGGCUUUCUGUCGUCGAAGGCUUCCAGUUGUAAUGGUGCGACUACGUAUGGCUCAGGCCGUAAAGGAUGCUGUGAAAUAUAUCGAACAAGGGCAUGUUCGAGUUGGACCAGAAGUUAUUACAGAUCCUGCUUUUCUUGUGACAAGGAACAUGGAGGAUUUUGUGACGUGGACAGACACGUCGAAGAUAAGGAAACACAUUAUGGAAUACAAUGAUCUUAGGGACGACUAUGACUUUUCGUGAAAACAAGCGAUAGUCUUCAGCUUAGUGAAAGCUGAAAAAAAUAGCAUUUCACUAUAUGUUCCAAAUUCAAUUUUUUAGCGCGGUAAUUGAAUUACCCCUUCUGCUCAAGGAGAGGUGUCAAAAACUUUACCGAAGGUCGCUGUGCCGGAAAAAGGGAUUUGGAGCAAAGCCCAAACAUGAGAACCAGCUUGUGACUACCGGUAAAAAGAUGGUGGUAAGAGGUGUUGUGGGUGGCUGUGGACUGCACAGGUAACAGGCUAUCGUUAAAACCCCUGGUUCGAGCUACAUACACUUCCAUCUGGUUCAACUUAAGUGAAGGUUGAAUGCUGAACAUGUAAUUCUGUAAUAAGAAUUUGAAAAAAAUGGACAGUGUCACAGAUGCCGUAGAAAAGUGUUGUAGUUCCUCAGAUUUUGUGGUAGUGAACACAAUGGUGGGUGGAGGGGGAAGAACCUGUGGUGCUGCAAUAGUGAGGGCAUUACAAGUUAAUUUGGUUUUAUUACCCAACUGUUCAAAGUAAGAGUAUAAAUAACAUGAGCAUAGAAUAUAGAUAUAUAUAUCUUAUUAGACGUUUUGUUGUGUAGAAUUGCUGUGUAUUUUUACGAGUUGUGCCGUAUU
Stylophora pistillata is the source of this 1218-nucleotide messenger RNA. Its product is annotated as U3 small nucleolar ribonucleoprotein IMP3-like. Gene Ontology annotation, cellular component: small-subunit processome; Mpp10 complex. NCBI's taxonomy places the organism in Eukaryota, Metazoa, Cnidaria, Anthozoa, Scleractinia, Pocilloporidae. The record is from RefSeq and is a predicted model, not a curated record. Gene Ontology annotation, biological process: rRNA processing; ribosomal small subunit biogenesis. Gene Ontology annotation, molecular function: rRNA binding; snoRNA binding.